Molecule: messenger RNA, 3493 nt
Organism: Clupea harengus (Atlantic herring)
Lineage: Eukaryota; Metazoa; Chordata; Actinopteri; Clupeiformes; Clupeidae
Gene: cacng7b
Product: calcium voltage-gated channel auxiliary subunit gamma 7b
Biological process (GO): neurotransmitter receptor internalization; regulation of AMPA receptor activity; calcium ion transport
Cellular component (GO): AMPA glutamate receptor complex; postsynaptic density membrane
Molecular function (GO): voltage-gated calcium channel activity; channel regulator activity
Source: RefSeq, a predicted model, not a curated record
CAGUCAUGCCACAGAGAGAGAACAUCUUGUCAGACUGGCAGACUGAUUUUAGUUAAAUAACAAUUGAUUUCAACCUCCAAACCCUCAAAUUAGAGCGAAUGACCAGACAGAAAGCAACACCAAGGACAUGACAUUCUGCCCCGUGACAUUCUGCCCCAACAUCCUCCUCAUAACGAAAACACAGGGUCUCAUGCAGCAACAAUCUCUUACAUUUGUGUUAUAUUUUCUCUUCAUUUUCUGUUGAAAGAAAAAAUAAGUGACGUCAACUCCAGAUUCAGUACACAUUCUUAACCAUCCAACUCUGCUCUUACCCGGAAUGAUGAACCCCACUUGAUCAUAAAUUGGAGGCGCAUGGCUGAUUGUUUUGUUAUUAGCGUAGGCAACGCCCCCUAAACCCUACAUAAGGGCAGGUGCUGUGCCAAAGAGUGUUUUUGGUAAUCUGAAACGGCGCACAGCCAUUCAUCUGUCUCAUCAUAUAGAUCUGUGCAAUCUCCCUUUUCGUGGACUGAAGACUAGAGCAAAGAGCAAAAAUAAGAAAACAUCGGUGAAUCCCAGAAAUCAGUGGCUACUAACAAAAUAAGAACAAAUCGUGGAUAUGAACAAACAUAAGAGGAAAUGUGUUGGUUGAAUACCUCCUGCAUGAGGCCCAAAGUCUGCCUUAGUAAAGCACUCUCUCCCACCCAGUCAUGAUGCUUUCUGAUAAAAAGUGAAUUUGAGUAAUUAAGAAUUGAUUAAAACCUGUAAACAGUGGACCCAGAUAGCGGGUGUGAGGGUCAUGUCAUGACACAGAGCAUGCCGUGUCCCCCACAUGGCACUGCUGUCCAGGGCAUGGCCACCAAGCAGUCAGUGAGCUGUAUUCACCCAGAAGAUGUCACACCCAUACUGUAAAUGCACACUUGAGUUGAUGGAGUAGUACGCACUACAUGUAAGUGUCUCCAUAGCGUAAUUAAGAGCGUAUAAAAUGUAUACUAUAAAUGAUUACAUGAGAACACCACCAGUAUUACUGCACCACUGUUAAAUAGAGGAUUAUAUUACAAUAGAGAACUAUAUGCUCUCAUGGCAUGGCACAUUUGGCAAGGUUUUAUGGCUAGGCUAUAAAAUGUGCCCAUAAACAAAGGAUACAAAAUAUUAUAGGUCUCUCUUUUGGUUUCUCUUUUUCUCUCAUUCCCAUUCUUUUAUCUCUGUGUUUGCCAGUCCUCAUGCCUUCACUCAGAGCAGCCUUAUUUCACUGUGCAUCUCUUUCACCAUUCAUUGCACAAUAACGGCGUCUUCCAUAGGGCACUGCAUGACCUGCGCAGCCGGCAUGCUCAGCAACUCAGCCUGUUUAACCUCAAGCCAUUCUACAGCUCCCUGCACAGCUACAGCAAAAGGCUGCCAUUUGCAGGCUGACUGGAAGGAAUCUUCAACCACGUAUUGAUUUGUAAGAAUGGACAGGGGACCAAAAUCUGAGUGAGAUGAGCUCGUGCAGCAGCCGAGCUCUGACGCUGCUCUCCUCCGUGUUUGGGGCGUGCGGGCUUCUCCUGGUGGGGGUUGCCGUGUCGACGGACUACUGGCUGCUUAUGGAGGAGGGCAUCGUGCUGCAGCAGAACCAGACCAUGGAGGUGAAGAUGGCGCUGCAUUCAGGACUCUGGAGGACCUGCUUCAUAGCCGGUGCAGAGAAGGGGAGAUGUGUUGCAGCAGAAUACUUCAAUGAGCCUGAAAUUGAAAUCACAUCAGAAAACACAGCAAACAUUUUGAAGAUGGUGCGAACAGCCACCCCAUUCCCCAUGGUGUCCCUCCUCUUCGUCUUUACCGGCUUCAUCAUUAGCAACAUCGGACACAUCCGCCCACAGCGCACCAUUCUAGCCUUCGUCUCUGGAAUCUUCUUCAUCCUCUCAGGGCUGAGUCUUGUGGUGGGCCUGGUGCUGUAUAUCUCCAGUAUAAAUGAUGAGGUGAUGAACCGGCCCAGGGAGCCUGAGCUGUUCUUCAACUACCGCUAUGGCUGGUCCUUUGCCUUCGCUGCCAGCAGCUUCCUGCUCAAAGAGGGGGCAGGUGUGAUGUCUGUUUAUCUAUUCAUGAAGCGCUACGCUGAAGAAGAGAUGUACCGGCCACAUCCUGCUCUCUACCGCCCCCGCCUGUCGGAGUGUAGUGACUACAGUGGCCAGUAUCUCCACCCUGAGUCGUGGCCACCCUCCCAGCGUGUGCGCAGCGCCUCCGAGGGCUCCAGCGACCUCUCCAUACAGCUCAACCAGACUCCCCAGCCUCCUCCCAAGGGCAACCCCCAGCAGAGCGCGCAGGCCGCGGGGAUGGCUUCCACCUCCGUCCAGUCCUCUGCGUCUAGCUACCAUCAUAAUUCUCCGGGCGCCGCCUCCUACUCCCACUCCCACUCCCACCCACUGCACUCCGCACACGGGCCUGGAGCAACCCAAACGCUGCCACUCUCCAUGCCCCCUUCUGCUGGAGGCCCACCCCACUACCACACACACAUGCGCAUGAGUGCCUCUCCCUGCUAGGGGGAGCGAGAGUGUGUCUGGUGCUGCAGGGAUAGAGAGAAUAAACUCUGGGACAGAAAGAGGAGUCAAGAAGAAAGGCUGUAGAGAAACAUCAAGAGAAAGAAGGGAACAGAGAGUAAAAGGGUGAACAAGGGGAAAGACAAAGCCAGGGCAGUGGACAAAGGACAGAGAGAGGGAACGGGGAUAAAUAUAUGGGAGACUAUCAAGAGAUUUAUUGUUGUGGGAGAAAACUUUAGGAGAGAUUGAGGAGGUAGAGAAAAUGGAUUAGAGAGAUAAACCUCAGAGAGGGUCCUCUGUAGAGAGAUACUUGGCUCUGAUAUCGCCCUGGAAGAGACUUUUGUUGCACAAGACUGAUGACCAAAACUGAAUUCUGUUGUAAAACACAAGGAACAGUGGUUUGAUUUCCAGAGUAAAUAUAGAUAAAUAUUGUACAUAAAUUGUAUAUAAACAUGAAUAUGUCGCUUUCAUUUUAAUUUCUUAAAGAUUUAUUGACUUCUUUGUGCAUUCAUAUGAAUAAUAUAAUGGUUACUAUUGUUACAUAUGUAAGACCAGGAAUAUACAAUCAGAUUAAUUCAUUUAAUGUAAGAGGCCACUAUUGCUAUUGUUAUUAGUGCUGGAAACAACAGUGAUUUAGAUACAAUUCCAAUGUAUUUCAUUAAGUGCAUACAUACACAUGCAUAAACGCAAGGAUGAGAUCAAAUUUCCAAAUGAGUAGACUUGUACAAAUUGAAACUGAAAAUAAAUCAUUCAUUUCUAUUUAUAUGUUGAUGAAUUACAGGCUGUGUGUAAUGAAAUAGUAUUAAUACAAAUAUUACAUAUCCACAUUUUUGUAUAUCCACAUUUUUAUCAUGGAUGAAACCUUGCCACAAUGAUUUACAUCAUUAUUUUGGAGCAAGAUGACACAACAGGUAACAAAGUCCUUCUCGUGUGUAAAUCAUAUAAUGUUUUAUAUCUGAUUUUUAAUAAAAAAAUGUAGCAUGUUCCUCAACAUGCUUUACAAA